CACAACUAUCUUCAUUCAACAUGUCUAGAAGACCAGGUGGUGUCAACUAUGCAGAUUUAGAUCUGGGGAACUUUUCCGAUGACUCAUAUAGUGAAGAUGAACAACCUAGUCGUAACAAGAGAAAUGAUGAUGACCAAACGUAUGGGGUUCGUAAGCCAAAGAAGGCUUCAUCUUCAAACAACGGAUCUGCUUCCAAUUCCAAGAAACGUAAGGCACAAGAAAAUGUAACCACCAUCAAACUGGCUCUCGAAGAGACUGAGUAUUCAGACGAUGAGUUGAUUAAAUUAAAUCCAGAGAUCCCUCUGGAUUAUAUUCCUGAUGCAGUUUCUAAAUCCUUUGGUCAAUCUGACUUUUCAUACCUUAAAUUGAAACCUGAUCACUUUUCCAGACCAAUUUGGAUCUCUCCUAAAGAUGGUAGAAUCAUUUUGGAAUCAUUUUCUCCCUUGGCGGAACAAGCUCAAGAUUUCUUGAUUACCAUUGCUGAACCAAUCUCAAGACCAUCUCAUGUUCAUGAGUAUAAAAUCUCCAUGUACUCCUUGUAUGCCGCAGCGUCUGUCGGGUUGGAAACUAAUGAUAUCAUCUCAGUAUUAAAUCGAUUAUCCAAAGUACCCGUGGCCAAAUCAAUUACAGAUUUCAUUAAAAGUGCAACCAUGUCUUAUGGUAAGGUGAAAUUAGUUUUAAAACAUAAUCGGUAUUUUGUAGAAAGUACCCAGGCGGAUAUUUUACAAAUGUUGUUACAAGAUCCAAUCAUUGGACCUUGUAGAAUUCAGGAAACUAAUGGUGGAAAUAAUGAUGGAGCUUUGAAUCAAUCAGAGGGCCCCAAGGGUGGGAUUGUUCUUCCCGGUACUGCUCCUGGUAGUAAGCCAAUCUCCGAUAGUUCUAAUAAUCCAAAGGAUAUCUUCGAUAGUGUUGUUGGGGAUAAGGACGAUGCCAAGAAGACCGCCCGUAGUGGCGAAGAAGAGGAUGAUGUUGAUGAUGAUGACUUUACUGUACAUUCAUUUGAAAUCGCUACUCUGUCAGUGGAAAUCAUCAAGAAAAGAUGUCAUGAAAUCGAUUAUCCAGUGUUGGAAGAAUAUGAUUUUAGAAAUGAUGACCGGAAUGCAGAUCUUGAAAUUGAUUUGAAACCUUCUACUCAAAUUAGACCUUAUCAAGAGAAAUCUUUAAGUAAGAUGUUUGGUAAUGGUCGUGCACGUUCUGGGAUCAUUGUGUUACCAUGUGGUGCUGGUAAGACAUUAGUUGGGAUCACUGCUGCAUGUACCAUUCGUAAAUCGAUCAUUGUUCUUUGUACUUCCUCAGUGUCGGUCAUGCAAUGGAGACAACAAUUUUUACAAUGGUGUACCAUCCAACCUGAAAAUGUGGCCGUUUUCACUUCAGAGAAUAAAGAAAUGUUUGCUGGUGAUGCUGGUUUGGUUGUUUCAACCUAUUCAAUGGUGGCAAAUACAAGAAAUCGUUCUCAUGAUUCUCAAAAAGUUAUGGAUUUCUUAACUGGGAGAGAAUGGGGGUUUAUCAUUUUAGAUGAAGUGCAUGUGGUCCCUGCCGCCAUGUUCCGUCGUGUGGUUACUACCAUUGCUGCCCAUGCCAAAUUGGGUCUUACUGCCACUUUGGUCCGUGAAGAUGAUAAAAUUGAUGAUUUAAAUUUCUUGAUUGGUCCUAAAUUAUAUGAAGCUAAUUGGAUGGAUUUAGCGCAAAAGGGUCACAUUGCUAAUGUCCAGUGUGCAGAAGUCUGGUGUCCUAUGACUCUGGAGUUCUAUCAAGAAUAUCUUCGAGAAUCUGCCCGUAAAAGAAUGCUUUUAUACAUCAUGAACCCUACCAAGUUCCAAGCUUGUCAAUUUUUGAUUCAUUAUCAUGAAAAGAGAGGUGAUAAGAUCAUUGUUUUCAGUGACAAUGUUUAUGCAUUACAAGAAUAUGCCUUGAAAUUGGGUAAACCAUUUAUUUAUGGUUCUACACCUCAACAAGAACGUAUGACGAUUUUACAAAAUUUCCAACAUAAUGAUCAAAUUAAUACUAUUUUCCUUUCUAAAGUUGGUGAUACUUCUAUUGAUUUACCCGAGGCAACUUGUCUCAUUCAAAUUUCUUCGCAUUAUGGUUCUAGACGUCAAGAGGCACAACGGUUGGGACGUAUUCUUCGUGCUAAGAGACGUAAUGAUGAAGGGUUUAAUGCCUUUUUCUACUCUCUUGUUUCCAAAGAUACCCAAGAAAUGUAUUAUUCAACAAAGAGACAAGCGUUUUUGGUGGAUCAAGGUUAUGCUUUCAAGGUUAUUACACAUCUUAGUGGUAUGGAACAACUUCCUAAUUUAGCAUAUUCACUGGCCCGUGAACGAAGAGAAUUGCUUCAACAAGUCUUAUUAAAGAAUGAAGAUGCUGCAGGGGUGGAAAUCGGUGAUGAUGUCGACACGAAUUUCUUCCCCAGAGAUAAACGUAUGAAGAUGGAAAAUAGUGGGAGUAGCGCCAGUAGAACUGCUGGAUCUCUUGCUGGAUUGGCAGGUGGUGAGGAUAUGGCUUACAUUGAAUACAGUAAGAACAAGAACAAGGAAUUAAAGGAACACCAUCCAUUGAUUCAAAAGAUGUAUUACAAGAAGAAGUAAGAUAAAACAUGAAGAAUGGGUGCAAUUUAUAUAGAAGAUAUCUUUAAUAGGAAAGAAAAUAACAAACUGGAAAUACAACAUACACAUACUCUGUAGAUUA
This is a messenger RNA of [Candida] anglica, 2685 nucleotides long. NCBI's taxonomy places the organism in Eukaryota, Fungi, Ascomycota, Pichiomycetes, Serinales, Debaryomycetaceae. The record is from the annotation of a GenBank genome assembly.